CACACUCGCACGCGUAUACGUACACACAGGGGAAGAGGGAGAGGGAGAGGGAGAGGGAGAGGAGGCAGACAAGGGAGAGAAAAGAUGAUGUCAGGCAAGUACACAAGCAUAGACAACCAGAAGGUCUCAGGAUCUGUAGCCUCUGUGCCAGAUCCAGGCCACCUCACCGUCAACUUCGCCGAUUCCACUCUUCAGACGUUUCCUCCACCCGAAGCGCAAGGGAAGAUCUCAGGUGUUUCUCGCCCUCCUCGAGAUGCCGACGAUACAUUUUCAAAACCUGUAUCUGGUUCUGAUGAACCCCAGCAGAGUGGUUGGUUUCGGACAUUCACGGUUGCUGCUUACAAGCCAUACUUUGAUGUUGACACUUCAGAUGUUUUAGAGAGGAUUAAAGAUUCACUCUUUCCAUUUAGGGGAACUUUUAAUGAAAAAACUGCUAGCAAUCCAGAUUUGUAUGGACCAUUUUGGAUAUGCACUACCCUAAUAUUUGUAGCAGCUUCUAUUGGCACUUUUGUGACCUACGUAGCACACAAGCUGAAGAAAAAAGAAUGGGAGUAUGACAUAAAUUUGGUGACUUGGUCUGCUGGAUUGUUCUAUGGCUUUGUCACUAUUGUACCUCUUGGAUUAUAUGUAAUCCUCAAAUACUUUUCAGCUCCAUCUGGCCUUGUUCAGCUGUUUUGUCUCUACGGCUACUCCUUAUUUGUCUUUAUUCCAGCUCUGUGCCUCUCUGUUGUGCCGGUGGAAAUCUUCAGAUGGGUGGUUGCAGGUGUAGCUGGGCUCAUGUCGGCAACAUUUGUGGCACUUAACCUCCGAGCCCACAUUAAGUCAGCCGGUGAAAGGUGGUUCUUCAUUGUGGCUGUCAUCUUUCUAUUGCAGCUGGCUCUGUCCGUCGUACUAAAGCUCUACCUCUUCACUGUAACAGUAUAAGAGUAAAUAAAUAAAACUGGUUUAUACCAAUUGUCCUUUUAGCUUUCUAUUCUGAGCAGAAAUAUGAUUCCCGGAUCAAAACCUUAUCCCUAUUCAAUGUAUUCAUUCAUUUGCGGCAACAAAAAUUGGAGUGACGAUUCUUCUUUUACAAUUGUGAUCCAUUUUCGCCCGAACUGGAUUGAAAGGUAAGAAAUGAAGGGCUAAGAGUAGGUUAGUGGGGGGAGCAACCCUUUUUAGGUAUAUAUGUGUUAUUGAAUAUGAUUCUAAGCUCUACAAUUUUGCAUUUCUUAUAUCAUUUUGUUGAUAAAUGGGUUGGCUCUUUUA
Messenger RNA from Corylus avellana, 1248 nucleotides. RefSeq lists its product as uncharacterized. Gene Ontology annotation, cellular component: Golgi apparatus; membrane. Gene Ontology annotation, biological process: vesicle-mediated transport. Lineage: Eukaryota; Viridiplantae; Streptophyta; Magnoliopsida; Fagales; Betulaceae. Gene Ontology annotation, molecular function: small GTPase binding. The record is from RefSeq and is a predicted model, not a curated record.